AUGAAGGGCUUCUACUUCCUCCUAGUCACCAUCAUCUUCCUGAUUAUGAUCCAGGUCCUCCAUUUCCUCCACUACCAUCACGGACACCAUCAAGGAAAUCAAGGGCGGGGCCCCAGCACUCAGCGGCCUGGGCAGUGUGCUCAUCUUCUUGACCAACACCCUCAUCCAGCUCCUCCACUUCAGCUGA
Messenger RNA from Pipistrellus nathusii (Nathusius's pipistrelle), 187 nucleotides. NCBI's taxonomy places the organism in Eukaryota, Metazoa, Chordata, Mammalia, Chiroptera, Vespertilionidae. The record is from the annotation of a GenBank genome assembly.